Messenger RNA from Notodromas monacha, 633 nucleotides. Lineage: Eukaryota; Metazoa; Arthropoda; Ostracoda; Podocopida; Cyprididae. The record is from the annotation of a GenBank genome assembly.
AUGAGGCAUGCGUUGCAUCACGGGGUCGCGUGUGGGCGAUCACUCGCUGAUUCCAACAGCGUGGACUUCAUGGGCGCCGCCGUGGCUUCGUCGACCCAGAAUCGGAGUUUGAGCGUGGCGGAACAGCAACAACAACAGUCCGCGCCAGUGGCGCCGCCGUCGCUGCAGCAACCAGCUAUGAUGCGUCCAUCGUCGCCGUUUUUGGGCCCAGUCAUCGACAGCACGGUGGAUGAGGAUGAAGCUGGUGAUGAUGAUGAUGAGGAGCAGCAGCAGCAGCAGCAAGCAGGAGUGGGAGACAAUUCGGAUUCCUCCACACCGUUGCUUGGUGGUCGGGAUGAGGAACCCGGGUUUGUCGGGUUCCGGCCGUACCAACCGCGGGUGCAGAGUGGUGGGGAGAAUAGGGCGCCGGCUGUGUGGCGUCCGCGGUGGCCUUCGUCGUCGCAGAGUCGCCAGCAGGAGUCGUCCACACUGCCGCAUUGGUUUCCCACGACAACGUCACGAUCUACAUCUUACAAAAACUUUGGGUUCCCGGUGUUCAGUGUCAAGUCUCGGCCGCCACCGAAAGAAUCUGUCACCGCACCUACUUUUCUGUCCACGCCAGUAAUCAGUUCCCCGAAUGCCGCCACGAACUGA